UGUAGCGUGUAUAGGUGUUCUGUGGUGUAACCGUGUUGCGGCGUGUGUGGUUUGUGCGCGGUUGACGCUUCUGUCGCUUUCUUGCUCGUAGUAAUAGCACGUAAUAGUUGGUUCUUUAUUCUAUGGUAAUGUGACUAACAAGGCUGCACAGAGUUGUGUGCCCGCGUGUGAGGUGUGAGAAAACAAGACGUUGCGUUCUAUGUUACUGUCGAUGGAUGAGGUAGCCGCCUUAAACGAACGCUUGUAUGACUUGCGGAAACCAUUUAAACUCGCAUUUUGCGCACUGAAAGAGCAGAAAGAGGCAUGGGAAGAAUGUAUGGAAAAAGCCCGCCCUCAUUUGAUUGCAAUAGUCACACUGCGGGAAAUACAGGUGAACUGUUGGACAGCGAAACUUGCGGGCAGCGAGCUCUUGUCAAAAUGCCCAGAUAUCCGAGUGCGGGUCGUGCGUAGAGUAGAGAAUGAGCUGUUCCAGGAGAAGGAAAAGUUGGAAUCAAUACUAAAAACAUUGAAGAAGUCUCAGAAUCUUUGUACCAGUGCUUGCCAGCAAGCAGUUGAAAUCUAUGACCGUCUUGCGCAAAAUCGAAGCAUUGAAGACAUUUGUUUCAGAAGCGAAACGUGUCCGUCAGUGGCUGAUAUGCUUGAAUGGAUAACAUGUACAGAACAACACUUUAGUAGCCAUGUUCAUGCAAGAGAACUCUUGCUAGAAGAAGCAAAUUUCGGUGAUGACUUCAAGGCUGGCACCUUUGUAAAAGAGUGGAAAGAUGACUCAGCUUUGAUCGAAUCGAUGAAUGAAUGGAAUGGCUCCUCAAUUUUUGCAUCAUGCCUUCACUGGCACAUGGCUGAAGACAAUGAGUUGGACCAGCAACCUCACGCUGAGUAGUGGCAAGCCGUGACCUCUGAAUCAUUGAAGCAGGUCUCUGAUGAGCAGUUCGCAAACCAUUGAAGAAGGGCUUGUGCACUUUGGUGACCUUGAAGCAAGGCUUUUUGGUGACAUCUGAUGAUGUCCGGCCUGGCCACAAAUAAUGAAAGGGAAAGUAAAGAUAGGGAGUGAGAACUACUUAUCCUAAGGUCUGGCAAGGUAGACAUUGAAAAAAAAAAGCAAGCUUGAAUAAGAUCUAUGCUUGUUAGUAAUUUGAGUGUCAGAUGAGUGCAUUUCUCAAAAGCAUGUUGAUAAUAAUGAGCCCAAUGGUCAGCCACACUUAGUCAUAACAAGGGCGUGUAUUCUCAAUUACGUGGCACACUAGCUGAACAACUUUCUUACAUACACUCUCUAUAUGAUUAAGUGUACUUUUUGUACAUUUCACCUUUUGGACAAGGUAAUAUUGGAACAUUUCAUCAGUGAUGCAAUUCAUGAGGGGAAGAAGCAGGUGCACGGUAAAGAACCCCAGAUGGUCAAAAUUAAUCCACAGUCCACCACUACGAUGUGCCUCAUCAUCAUAUUCUAAUUUUGUCAUGUAAAACCCCAUAAUUUCAUUUAAAUUUUUUGAGGGGAAGAAGCAGUGUGCACAGAGUUGUGAUGUCAUCAGUCAUGCGAUAAGUCAUUCGCAUGGCAUAUUUGCGUGCUCGCAAGCUACUGCUGGCUGUGCAUGCACUGAGAGGUAGCAUGUGCUUAUAUACACAACCAGAGUAUCGUUGAGUGUUUUCUUUUUGUUCAAUUGAGGCUGUCAGCAUGUGCCUUGAUAAUAAAGUAUCUUCUGACCCUUG
Dermacentor andersoni is the source of this 1704-nucleotide messenger RNA. RefSeq names its product AFG2-interacting ribosome maturation factor-like. The record is from RefSeq and is a predicted model, not a curated record. Gene Ontology annotation, cellular component: cytoplasm; nucleus. Lineage: Eukaryota; Metazoa; Arthropoda; Arachnida; Ixodida; Ixodidae.